Messenger RNA from Symbiodinium natans, 540 nucleotides. The record is from the annotation of a GenBank genome assembly. NCBI's taxonomy places the organism in Eukaryota, Dinophyceae, Suessiales, Symbiodiniaceae.
AUGUCUGUCAGUCUGUCCGAACUUGUGCACUACUGCACGUUGAAGGUUCGAGAAGAGGAGAUUCGUGAGCAGCAGCUGCGAGACUUGGCCGUGAAGGCUUGGAAGCUGCCUUUUGUUGCCGUAGUCCAGCCGGCCAAGGAUGGUGAGGACAACAAGGAGGCCCACGAAAGGCGACAGCGCAUGCAGGUGCUGAAGGACCGGCAGAAGAUGAUUGCAAGAGACCAGCGCAUGGAGCUACGCAAGAAGCGGCGACGACGCGAGGAGGACCGGGAUAUCUCCGAGCGGAUCGCACUGGGACAGGCCGGUCAGCCUUCGCGCUCAGAAAUGAUGUUUGACCAGCGACUCUUCAAUCAGUCGGCCGGAAUCGACAGCGGAUUUUUCGGCGGCAGCGACGAAAAAGUCGCCGUUUACGACAAGCCCCUGUUCGCGGAUCGAAGUCAGGCUUCCAUCUACAAGUUUCACAAGGACCUUACAAGCUCCAGCGCUCGGCGCUUUGCGCCCGUGGAGUUUGAGUGUGAGGAUGAAGAGGGAUCGUGUUGA